Messenger RNA from Camelina sativa (false flax), 1083 nucleotides. NCBI's taxonomy places the organism in Eukaryota, Viridiplantae, Streptophyta, Magnoliopsida, Brassicales, Brassicaceae. The record is from RefSeq and is a predicted model, not a curated record.
CACCAUCUUACCACAUCAAUUCUCUCAUCUCUCUCUCUCUCUCUUUGACUAGAUCAUAAUAGUAUAACAGAGACAUACUCUUGAGUUUGGUGACGAAGCGAGGAGAAGAAGACAAUGACGAAAGAAGUGGUUGGGGAUAAGAGAUCUUUCUCCGGUAAAGACUAUCAAGACCCACCUCCUGAGCCUCUGUUCGACGCUACUGAGCUUGGAAAGUGGUCUUUCUACAGAGCUCUCAUCGCUGAGUUCGUAGCAACCCUCCUAUUCCUCUAUGUCACCGUUAUGACUGUCAUCGGUUACAAGAGCCAGACUGACCCAGCCCUCCAUCCUGACCAGUGUGCAGGCGUUGGCCUCCUCGGUAUCGCCUGGGCCUUUGGUGGCAUGAUCUUCAUCCUCGUUUACUGCACUGCCGGCAUCUCUGGUGGCCAUAUUAAUCCGGCAGUGACUUUUGGGCUGUUGUUGGCUCGGAAAGUGUCAUUGGUGAGAGCAGUGAUGUACAUGGUGGCUCAGUGCCUCGGGGCCAUUUGCGGUGUGGCUUUGGUUAAGUCCUUCCAGUCUGGUUACUACAACCGCUACGGUGGCGGUGCAAACGGUCUCUCCGAUGGUUACAGUAUCGGCACAGGUGUUGCCGCCGAGAUCAUUGGUACAUUCGUCCUAGUCUACACAGUAUUCUCAGCCACUGACCCCAAGAGGAGUGCGCGUGACUCUCACGUCCCUGUAUUGGCUCCAUUACCAAUUGGAUUUGCAGUGUUCAUUGUUCACUUAGCUACAAUCCCAAUCACGGGCACUGGCAUUAACCCUGCAAGAAGUAUCGGAGCUGCAAUUAUCUACAACAAGGACAAAGCUUGGGAUCAUCAUGUACGUUACUAUAUCAUAUAUUUUUACUUCUUUGUCUUCGAUAUUACNUAUCACGGAUAUAAUUUGCGAUGUGAAUGGGCAAAAAAAACUCUUGAAACAGAGGAAAAUUUGGAAGGUAAUCUGAUAGACGCUGUUGGCAAUAGGGUAGUGGACUGGACGGUGCUGGACAAGACGUAUCGAGAGGUCAAAAAAAGUGGCCAUCAACCUCAUCGUAAAGGAGGAGCUUAA